AUGGUAUUUGAUGACAAACAAGGAAUGAAAAUCGCUUUUGAGGAAGCUAAGAAGAAAGGCGGGGUUCCAAUUGGUGGAGCUUUGAUUCAUGAAGAUGGUACUAUUUUAGGCCGUGGACAUAAUAUGAGAUUCCAAAGUUCUUCGGCUACAUUACACGGUGAAAUUUCUACCUUAGAAAAUGCUGGUAGAUUAAAGGGAAGCAUUUACAAAAAAUGUACGAUGUACACCACAUUAUCGCCUUGUCAUAUGUGUACAGGUGCUUGUAUUAUGUACGGAAUAAAGAGAGUCGUCCUUGGAGAAAAUGAUAACUUUGUAGGCGGAGAGGAUUUAUUAAAGCAAAAAGGCAUUGAAGUUGUGAAUUUGAAUGAUAAAGAUUGCAAAGACCUUAUGAGUAAAUUUAUUAAAGAAAGACCAGAAGACUGGUACGAAGAUAUUGGCGAGUAG
Debaryomyces hansenii CBS767 is the source of this 444-nucleotide messenger RNA. It is a transcript of the gene FCA1, whose product is annotated as cytosine deaminase. Gene Ontology annotation, molecular function: diaminohydroxyphosphoribosylaminopyrimidine deaminase activity. The record is from RefSeq and is a predicted model, not a curated record. Gene Ontology annotation, cellular component: nucleus; cytoplasm. The transcript is spliced from 2 exons. Bases 1 to 444 code for a protein of 147 amino acids. Lineage: Eukaryota; Fungi; Ascomycota; Pichiomycetes; Serinales; Debaryomycetaceae.